ACUGAGAAAGGCUCGAGAGUGAAGCACCCUCUCUAGCUGUAGACAUGGUAUUGGAGCGAUUCCCUUAAAUUUGAUGACGAAAAGCCUCACACAUCUAACUCCAUCCCCAAACUCGGCUUAGAUAAUAUCAAGCUAACUUUGAUCUAGUCAGAUAGCCUGGAAAAGCAAAUAUGAAGCUUCUUCUAUUGUAUAUUGGAUAAUGUGUACAAAUUUUAAAGGGUGUAAUAUGUGGUACAACUAGCCUUUUUUUCUCCCCUUUAAGCAUGAUUAAUCUCUAGUUUUGAUCACAAACCCUUUUCUAACUAGUUAGAAUCUUUGUUUUUCAAGGAUAAAAAAAAUCAAUCCACAGCCAUUUAGUGCACCCAUCCAAGUUAAAAAGAACAAAAAUGAGGGAAGGAAUUCUUUGAAUGCAAGCCAUUAUGUGCACCUUUUCUUUUGCAUCCACAUCAAGGGGGCUUGCCUUCUCCUCAUCACCAUAGAAACAAAAAGGACUCAGCUUCGGGUACAACUCUUAGAGAAUAAUUCAUGAAAACCUAAAAAACUCAAAAAUUAAGUGGGAUAGGUCGAAACAACUUUCAAAUGUUUCAGCAUAGUUAGCAUCCAAGCAAGCAUAUAAAUUUAGCAUAAAUCAUAUGAUUAAACCCUGUGGAUUCUUUAUACAUGGAGUUGUUCUCAAAGUAUCCAAUGGGGUUAAUUUGUCACCUGCAAUCUAGCUAAAAAGUUGGUAGUAUCCAAUAGAAAUAAUUUGUCACUUGUGAUUUAGCUAAAGAGUUGGAGUGCAUUGCAAUCCAAUUAUCCCGUUAUCCUAGCGUACAAGCUAAAGCCAUAUCUCCAUCAUACCAUCUCCAUCGCUCCCUUUUAUUGGUAUGAGUGAGCUCAGCACAACAGAAACUUGGCUAGCGACACACGACCAUUUAACCCAAAUCAGUGCCGGCCGAAUCCAUUGUCCCCCAAGCAAAGGCAACCCUUCCUUUCUUAUCUUCUUGCGCCCGUUACUACCUUUUUUUUUCCCCUAUUUAUUUGGAGUGUCUCUCACCUUCCUAAAGCUCAAGUGUAUAGUUACAAACACACACACACACCCCAUCAUUUAACUCAAGCAAAGGCAAAACCCUUCCCUUCUUAUCUUCCUGUGCUCGUUUCCACCUUUUUUUCCCCUAUUUAUAGGGGUGUCUCUCACCUUCCCAAGCUCAAGUCUGUAGUCACAAACUCACACACACACACACACACACAGAGAGAGAGAGAGAGAGAGAGAGAGAGAUGAAGGAGCUGAGAGAGUUGCUUCACUUGUUUGCAUGCGCCUUCCUCUUCUACUUCUCUGCUUUCAUGGUGAUUCCAUCCAUCGUCGACAUAACCAUGGAGGCGUUGUGCCCCGGAAGGGACCAAUGCUCGCUGGCAGUCUAUCUCGGUGGCGUCCAACAAGUGGUAAACCUCGCUUUCUUGGCUCUCUUCUUCCACCGGGACGAUUUUUCUUUCUUCCUUUCUUUCUUUCUUUCUUUUCUUUGGUGCAAUUCAAGAAGGAAAAAGGCUUGCUCCAAAGCCAUUGCAGAAUGGUAUCACAGAUAACAGGGCUAGGAACUCUCAUAGUAACUCCUUUGAUCGGCAAUCUAUCUGAUAGAUAUGGCCGGAAAGCCUUGCUCGCCCUUCCUAUGACUACUGCUAUUAUUCCCUUAGCUAUAUUGGCUUAUGAUCGAUCGAGAGCUUACUUCUAUGCUUACUACAUCAUCAAGAUGCUUACGGGCAUGUUUUGCGAAGGCAGCAUGCAAUGCCUUUCACUUGCAUAUGUGGCGGACAAGGUCGGCGAGCGGCGGCGAGCGACGGCGUUCGGCGUGUUCUCCGGCGUCUCCGCCGCCGGGUUCGUCUCCGGCACCCUCUCCUCCCGCUUCCUCUCCACCUCCUCCACCUUCCAGGUUUCCGCCAUCGUCGCCGUCAUCGCGGCGGUCUAUAUGAGGCUCUUCCUGGUCGAGACGGACCGCGGAGUAGCCGGCGGCGGCGGCGAGGAGGAGGCCUCCCAGCCUCUCUGUUCCACUCCGUCUUCGGACGGCGAAUCGUCUCCAAGACUGCCGGCGCUGCCGAAGCUGCCGUCUCUGGAGGACAUGAUCGGCCUUGUGCGGGGCAGCUCGACCCUGUCAAGAGCAGCAGUUGUUGUAUUUUUCAACAGUUUUGCUGAAAGCGGUGUUCAGAGUGCACUAUUGUACUUCCUAAAAGCACAGUUUCAGUUCAGCAAAGAUCAAUUUGCUGAUCUGUUGCUGAUCAUCGGGAUUGCAGGAGCUUUCUCGCAGCUACUCCUGAUGCACUUACUAAUUCCUACUUUGGAUGAGGAGAAACUCCUUAACAUAGGGCUCCUAGCAAGCUGUGCACAUCUUUUUCUUUAUAGCAUUGCAUGGUCAUAUUGGGUUCCUUAUUUAGCUGCUAUAUUUGUAGUUUUGAGUAUUUUCAUCCAACCUUGUAUAAGGAGCAUUGUAUCCAAAAAAGUUGGACCAAAUGAGCAGGGAAUGGCCCAAGGAUGUAUAACUGGCAUCAGUUCAUUUGCUUCAAUUAUAUCUCCAUUCAUUUUCACUCCGCUAACAGCUUGGUUCCUGUCAGAGGAUGCACCAUUUAAGUUCAAGGGCUUCAGUAUCAUGUGUGCUGGAUUUGCAUCGUUGAUAGCCUUCGUGCUUAGUAUUAUGAUGAGGGCUGCACCUCCAACUACAAGCCAGAAACUUGUGAAUGGCAUUUAUGUACAGGCCUGAUGCUCAAGAAUCUGAAUUCAACUCAGCAUCUCAUUCAGUUGUUCAUAUUCUGACGAUUGGUUAAAUGUAAACAAGUGGCAUUUGAGAAGCAGAGAUUUUGCAAACUGCUUAUCCUAGACACUUGCGGCAUUAUUCCAUUGUAUGGACUUCUCUGCUGCUCUUGAGCGUAUAAUCUGACAAGUUAGAUGGCAGCUUGUCCUUUGUUUGAGGCCACAGAUAGGGAAGGCAAGAUGCAGAGUCAUUUCUUGUAAUUAUGUUCGUUUAGAUGGCUAUUUCUUUCUCUUUAGGUUUUUAGUCUCUUCCUGCUGUGUGACUGCUGCUGCUUCCAUGGCAUGUCCCGGUGCCCUUACAGUGAUUCAACAGGUACGAAGCACAUCUUCUUUGUAAUCUGUAUAGAUUAUAAACCAAGCACUAAGCAUCAAAAAAUUAAUUUGUCCACAAUGAA
Messenger RNA from Phoenix dactylifera (date palm), 3174 nucleotides. RefSeq lists its product as uncharacterized. The record is from RefSeq and is a predicted model, not a curated record. Lineage: Eukaryota; Viridiplantae; Streptophyta; Magnoliopsida; Arecales; Arecaceae. Gene Ontology annotation, molecular function: transmembrane transporter activity. Gene Ontology annotation, biological process: transmembrane transport.